Naegleria lovaniensis is the source of this 675-nucleotide messenger RNA. RefSeq lists its product as uncharacterized. NCBI's taxonomy places the organism in Eukaryota, Heterolobosea, Eutetramitea, Acrasida, Naegleriidae. The coding region runs from base 1 to 675 and encodes 224 amino acids. The record is from RefSeq and is a predicted model, not a curated record. Gene Ontology annotation, molecular function: GTPase activity; GTP binding. The transcript is spliced from 5 exons.
AUGAAAGAAGAGAAUUAUGACUUGUUCGUGAAGAUAUUGUUAGUGGGUGAUUCUGGUGCUGGUAAAACUUGUUUGAUUUUACGAUACACUGAUGAUGAAUAUAAUGACACUUAUCAAAGCACCAUUGGUGUUGACUUUAAAAUCAAAACCAAAGUAAUGUCAAAUUCUAAAGUGGCCAAAAUGCAAUUAUGGGAUACAGCUGGUCAGGAACGAUUCAACAGCAUUGUUGUCUCCUACUACAGAGGAGUGAAUGGUAUACUCGUUGUUUUUGAUUUGACCAACGAAACCAGUUUCCAAAACACCACCAAAUGGGUUCAACAAAUUAAAUCCAAUGCUCAAGAAAAUACACUCAUUGCAUUGGUAGGAAAUAAGAGUGAUAUGGUUCACAGAAGAGUAGUUGACCGUAGUCGAGCAGAAGAAUUUGCUAAAAAGUUAAAUAUUCCAUACUUUGAAGCCUCGGCCAAAGAUGGCACUGGUGUAAAAGAACCUUUCGACAAUAUGCUUGAUCGUUUAUAUCAAGCUGGAAAUUAUGCAGAGAGUGAAUUUAAUAGAAGAAAGAAUACAGCAGGAUCUAGCUCUGGAACUGUCAAUUUGAACGCACCUGUUAAUCAUCCUGGCGCAAGUUCAUCAGGGAAGACAUCAAACAGUAGCAGUGGUGGUGGAUGUGGAUGUUAA